Messenger RNA from Orbilia oligospora ATCC 24927, 1671 nucleotides. RefSeq lists its product as uncharacterized. The record is from RefSeq and is a predicted model, not a curated record. Bases 1 to 1671 code for a protein of 556 amino acids. Lineage: Eukaryota; Fungi; Ascomycota; Orbiliomycetes; Orbiliales; Orbiliaceae. The transcript is spliced from 10 exons.
AUGAAGAGCUUCGCUGACUAUGAAAUUAAAAUGUCCCAAAAGAUCCCUAUGAUGUGGAAGUAUGGUCUAUUAGAGUGCGGGAAAUACCGAGUAGGCUUCAGCGGAACCUGCGAAAAAGUCAUCUCCGGCGCGUUCUUGAAGAAGGAAAAGUCUAAAUCCUGGUCUAUCGAAAGCGCAACAUACAGAACUCCUUUCCGAGCCCAACCUCUAACAUGUAGGGCUGGAGAAUUAACUAUAAAAGAGCACCUACUACCUGGCGCGGAGGGAAGCAGUCGCAAGAGGUCAAUAGUUGUCGAGCCUCGAUACCGUGGGCAAGUUGGUUUUACCAUUGACCACAUUCCCCUCCACAAAAUCGAAGUCCGAGAUGCUGCUCCACGAAAUACCUCGAACGGCGCCGCUAUCGAGAUCUCUUGGCUCGAGCGCGCAGUUCCACAAGAUGAAUACAUGUUCUCACCCUUCAACCAACUUCGGUACCCCAGAAUACAUCAUUAUCACCUCGACAGCCAAAACCGUUUGCAUCACGCCACGAGGCAUACCCACCAGACACAACGACAAACGGGACCUAGGAGACUUCCAGAACGAACAAACAUUCCAGUGGAACAUGCACAGUCGAGAAUGGUUUGCACUUAUCAACCAAAUGGGUCGUAUUUUAUGCAGGAUGGGGUUGUUGGGGAACAUCGAUAUGAAGGGAGUUCGUGGACUUGCCCGUACAGUGAUACGGAUUCAUCGAGUGACAAGGUGGUUGUUAAGCAUUGGCUCACUUUAAAUCUUACCAAUUGCAUUGCCGAUCUUCAAGACUUCUACAGAUGGUUGUUCCAGAAGGACCCGGAUGAACUCUGUUUGGAGAACCAUAUUUAUUCUUCAUCCAACACCGCUGGCAAUCAAACAAACGAGCUACACGUCUUUGAAUCCGAACUUUUCUCUGAACGACGUGUAUUAGAAGUGCAAACUUGUGGUUAUGAGCAAAGAGUUAAGAUGUCCUUCGUAAACACCCUCAGCUCACUUGCCUACGAAACUAUCUCACCACGAAUUCAAGGAUAUAGAGUAAAAGACAUGCUUAGUCACCCUUAUGGUAGUAGACUAUUUGACGGCGACGUAGGAAAAGAUUGGCAGAAUCUUAGUUCGGGACUAUCGGAUUACGGAGUAGAUACCAUUCAGCGAUUCCCAAUUAUCGAUAUUUUCUGUCCUCAUUGGACUAAAAUCCCCGAAGAAAGAGCUCUGUGUAACUUUAUGGAAUUAACACUUCGACCAUCCGGACAGUCAAAAUCCAUCAUGCGACGAGAUCCUGAUCCGAUAUUUGUCAGAAAGAAUGGAAGGUUCAAGUUUUAUCAGGAUCCGUUUAGAAGGCUAUUCUUGUUAUGGGUUUACGGGGAGUCCGGGAACGGGUUUCUUUACUUUUGGAUCAAAAGUUUUCCUAGCCAGAUACUCAAGCUGAAUAACAAACUACGACUGUCAGUAAUGUAUGAACUAAACUCAGUAACAGGAGCACAUGCCGCCCCGACAAAUAUCAAAGAAGGAAUAGUUGACAUUUCAUUCGCCGACUCUUCAUCAUCUUUCCGUCGGUACUGCCAGGCUCGAAUCACAAGUGCUAUUACGGGAAGGUAUUAUGAGGGGUCUCUCAGUGGAGAAUCUAUGAGUACUCGGUCGAGUGUUUUUCUAGAAUCAGCAUGA